UCCCCCUUAAUGCAUUUUACUGGGCAAUGGGCACGCCUUUUACUCGACACUUCUAUCGCCCGCCUUUUUCUUAUGCUUCUUUCGUCUUAUGGUCAUCAUAAUUCAUCUAUAGGCGAGAUCUGUUUCGCAAUUCUUUGGACAAUUUUGCUCUGAAACAUGUUGCUUUGGCGAGGGGAGGCGGAAGCGCCUUGCAGCGUUUUGACGUCCACCACAAAUGCCAACGCCGGACUACUCCCCCGUCCCGCAGGAUGAAGACCGCGAAUACAACCUACAGGCAGACGGAAAAUAUCCUCCAGAAGCCAUUAAACCCGUGACAUACUAUGACGAGGGCGAGUUCGAUCCACCGAGUUCGCCGGACGAUGAAGACGAGAUGUUGCUCGAGAAGAGCCUCUCUCGCAAGUCUCCUGGAGAUGCGGAGCAGCAGGAAGACAUCUUAGGGGAUGAAGACGGAGAACUGGUUGUAGGUGGGAAGAAGCAUCAUCGACCGUCGUCGCUGCGCUGGCUUGUCAUAUGUCUUUCGACCCUUGUAACUAUUGCUACAGUCAUAGGGGUAUUCGCCGCUUUGUCGUACAGAGGUACCUCGUUUCAGAUUCACGGGACGCAGCACAUCACGAUGGAGCACAUUUUUAACGGAACGUUCAGUGCUCAGACUGGUUCCGUGCGCUGGGUCCCCGAGGCUGGUGACGGUGUCUUUGCAAUCAGUCAAUAUGGUGACAUAUCCCUUGUGGACCUCAAGUCGAAUAAGACCACGAAACUAGUUACGAUGAGCGACGUUAGAGAUAUUCACGAUAUCCCUCUAUCGUGGGCUAGUUGGGAAUUAUCGUCGGACAUGAAGUACAUCCUCAUCAAGUCGGACCACGUCAAGUUAUGGCGGCACUCAAGUUUUGGCAACUAUUACAUUCACGACUUAACAAGCCAAACGACUCACCCACUAAUUGCUCCAACAAACCCGCCGCUGACCGCCUACGCCAAGUGGUCACCAACCGGACAGGCUAUAGCAUACGUUACACAGAAUGACCUAUACAUCCUUCCCCAUCCCUCAUCCAGCACGCCCAUUCAGAUCACUUCCUCGGGGAACGCUUCACUCUUCCAUGGCGUGCCGGACUGGGUAUAUGAGGAAGAAGUCUUCGCAGCCGAUUUCGCACUCUGGUGGUCGCCCGACUCCGCGAAGCUCGCGUACCUGCGCUUCGAUGAAACCGCCGUAGACGAGUAUACCUUCCCAAUUUACAACCCCACCGAGAACUCGUCCGAGGUCGUACCCUACCCAGGACACGUCACGAUGAAGUACCCAAAGCCGGGCUACAGCAAUCCGCUGGUGUCGAUACACGUCUUUGGGCUUGACCAGUACGAGAACAUGAAGGCUGCAGGCGACGCCGAAGCUGUCGCAGUCGCGCAGGCGAGCCUCGAGCUGACGUGGGAUCACCGCCUUGCACCCGAAAGUCGGGUUGUACAGGACGUCGCUUGGGUGAGCAAUUCUACGCUACUUGUAGAGGAACUGGGUCGUUCUGCUGUCAAUGGCAGCAUUGUGCUCUUCAAUUUCGAGGGGAGUGCUACUGGGCGUGGCCAGGUCGUCAGAACGCUCGGGCAGGAGGGCGAAGAAGGGGAUGAGGGUUGGAUUGAGGCCAUUCAUGCCAUCCAUCCCCUGCCUCCAAGCAUGUCCGCUGAAGGAACUGCUGGAUAUCUCGACAUUGUUCCCUCGAAGGAGGGUUAUAAUCAUGUCGCCCUCUUCCAUCCCCCAACAUCGAACACGCCACUAUUUCUUACUUCUGGUGAAUGGGAAGUUACAGAGAUCCUUGCCGUGGACUCUAGAAAGAGUUUGGUAUACUUCCUUGCUACAAACCCAUCAUCGUUAGAGCGCCACCUCUAUUCUGCCUCUAUACCCAAGACGAACACUACCAUAGUGGGACCGAACGCGUUGACCAGUCACGCAAUGCCUGGAUACUAUUCUGCAAGCUUCUCUCCACAGGCUGAAUUUUACCUGCUGACGUACCAGGGUCCGAAUGCGCCAUGGCAAAGAAUGGUUCAGGCGAACAACGCUUCGUUCAACUACCCUUUCACGGAUAAUAGCGCUCUCAACGCUACUCUCGCCCAGUACGAGCUACCCGUGAUCAGCCACACGACAAUUACGAACGACGGCUAUGAGUUGAACGUACGCGAGAUUCGCCCACCACGCAUGGACGACUCGGGCAAGACCAAGUACCCGGUGCUCUUCUACGUCUACGGCGGCCCAGGCUCGCAGCUGGUGGACCUCCGUUACGUUAUGGACUGGCAUCACUUCCUCGCAGCGUACCACAAGUACGUCGUCGUCACCGUCGACGGGCGCGGCACCGGUUUCAAGGGCAGGCACUUGCGGAAUCCUUUGAAGGAUAAUCUUGGACACUGGGAGACGGUUGACCAGAUCUAUGCUGCGAAGUUGUGGGCUGCGAAGGGGUACGUCGACCCGAAGCGAAUUGGUAUCUGGGGAUGGUCGUACGGAGGGUUCAUGAGCUGCAAGAUUGCUGAAGCAAAUGCUGGUGUUCAUUCGCUGGCUAUGGCUGUUGCUCCCCCAACAAGCUGGCGACUCUACGAUACUAUCUACACCGAACGGUACAUGGACCUGCCGCAAGUAAAUCCCGAUGGCUACGUCACGGCUUCCAUUUCGAACGUCACGGGCUUCCACAACAUUGACUUCCUCUUCGCGCAUGGCAGUGGGGACGAUAAUGUGCACUACGCCAACUCGGCACAUCUGCUCGACAUGCUUACUGCCGAGAAGGUGCGCGGGUUCCGCUUCCGGAUGUUUACCGACAGCGACCACUCAAUAUACAAGCGCGGCGCGAAUCGCGAGGUGUACGAGUUCAUGCACGAUUUUUUGGUUGAGAAGUGGGGCAAGGGGCCUAGGCAACGCGGCCUGUAGAUGUCUGUUGGAUUUGCGCUAGAAAUUGUCAUUUUCUCUUCUCUACGCUAAACAUUCAUGACAGGGGAGCGCUACGGGGUGGGAAGUUCCCGGCUUAAGUUGUAUCCGUGGCUAGUCGAGUGGUGGAAUAGUAUGAGGCUAGACUAUGACAAGGUGCAUCCCACACGCCCUGUACGUUGUUGAUACUGUUUGCGGCAGCAGAGGAUCUAUCAUCGUAGGUCAUUCACCGCGUUGGCUAAUCUGUUCCCGGAGAUCAUGAGUCUCAGCCAACGUCUCUCCCGAAGGGUCUCGCCACUUGCGCAUUAGUCUAGUAUCAUAAUUAGGCUCGUGCGCAGGAUGUCUUGCAGUCCAUCGGCUUCUACCGCGCAGAUGAAGCGUCCGGAGUGCCCUGCACAAGGGACUGUCUAGAAUGUCUCGCACCUGUCGAACAUCGAGUGUAUGCACGACACGUCCGGAGAUCACGAACGAUACCUGCAGAAUGCAGAAAGCGACGGCGACAGCGUGUUGCCUCCCCAUUCCCCGGAUGAGCUAGACGGAGAACCCCGCGCGAGAGGUCCCGCGUCGGGGAAAGAGAUGGCGGGGGAAACUGCUGGGGCGUGUGACGGGAGUGCCAAAUGACGAUGAAGCCGAGAGGGAGAUCUAGAGCAAAUGAGAGGAGCGCUCAUGGACUUCAAAUUGUAUGGCAGGGUUAAGGCGGUGCAUCCGAAUGCGGAACCUACUAUAGUACUUCAGUUUUGUGGCACCAACCCCUAACCCAAGUAAACGACGAGAGCAGACGAGAACACGUGACGAAUCUCCUGCUGGCUCUUUCUCACG
Phanerochaete carnosa HHB-10118-sp is the source of this 3709-nucleotide messenger RNA. RefSeq lists its product as uncharacterized. NCBI's taxonomy places the organism in Eukaryota, Fungi, Basidiomycota, Agaricomycetes, Polyporales, Phanerochaetaceae. Gene Ontology annotation, molecular function: dipeptidyl-peptidase activity; serine-type endopeptidase activity. Bases 215 to 2893 code for a protein of 892 amino acids. Gene Ontology annotation, biological process: proteolysis. The transcript is spliced from 15 exons. The record is from RefSeq and is a predicted model, not a curated record.